This is a messenger RNA of Synchytrium microbalum, 1116 nucleotides long. RefSeq lists its product as uncharacterized. The record is from RefSeq and is a predicted model, not a curated record. Lineage: Eukaryota; Fungi; Chytridiomycota; Chytridiomycetes; Synchytriales; Synchytriaceae. Gene Ontology annotation, molecular function: MAP kinase kinase activity; ATP binding. The transcript has 7 exons. The coding region runs from base 1 to 1116 and encodes 371 amino acids. Gene Ontology annotation, biological process: cellular hyperosmotic response; protein phosphorylation; MAPK cascade.
AUGACUUCCUUACGAGCUCCAAACCCGAGGCUACAUAUGAGACUCAAGGAUCAGACUAUUCCACUGAUGGGAAUGGGUUCUGUAGCCUCGCCAUUUACAAACUUUCAGAAAUUCGUGGAUCCGUCGGGAUCACUGAACUUUGCUGGGAAGGCUGUAUUGAGUGCUCAGGGCGUCAACUUUUCAUCGGGUGUCUCGUACAAGAUCAACAUGAACGAAUUGGUACUGCUAGAAGAACUAGGCAAAGGUCAAUAUGGAGUAGUGCAAAAGGUGCACCAUCUACCAACCAAUGUCACUAUGGCAAUGAAGGAAAUACGACUAGAACUAGACCAAACUAAACUUAAUCAAAUCCUCAUGGAGCUGGAUAUAUUACAUCGUGCUCAUUCACCUUAUAUUGUCGAGUUCUAUGGUGCCUUCUUCAUCGAGUCAUGUGUCUAUUACUGCAUGGAAUACAUGGAUGGUGGAUCGAUGGACAAGUUAUAUUUUGAUGGGGUGCCUGAGCCUGUCCUGGCAAAGAUCGCUUUGGGCAUGGCAGAAGGACUCAAGUUUUUGAAAGAAGAAAUGGCAAUCAUACAUCGUGAUGUCAAACCUACCAACGUGCUGGUCAACACGAAGGGGGAAGUAAAACUGUGCGAUUUUGGAGUUUCUGGUCAGCUGCAACAGUCAUUAGCCAAGACUAAUAUUGGUUGCCAACCAUAUAUGGCUCCUGAGAGGAUAAACACCAUGGAAGCCGGCACGUACACUGUCGCUGCAGAUAUCUGGUCAUUAGGUCUAUCACUGGUCGAGAUGGCAAUUGGACAUUACCCAUACCCCGCAGCUCAGUUCGAUUCGGUAUUCGCCCAACUCAACGCCAUCAUCAGCAGUGAGCCACCAAACUUGCCUCCUGAUCAGUUUAGUGAACCUUGUCGUGACUUUAUAUCCAGAUGUUUGAGCAAAGACCCAUUGAACCGACCAACAUACGCAACAAUUCUCGAUCACCCUUGGCUGAGGCUUUAUGAGAAUGUCGAGGUGGAUAUGAGGGGUUGGGCCCUGAGUCAAUUGGCAAGACGAGCCGCAGCUCAGAUACCAAACGGAAACACGAAUGGAAACGGCAAUGGUGUAGCUCUUCCGCCGCCAUAA